This is a messenger RNA of Prunus dulcis (almond), 749 nucleotides long. RefSeq names its product 18.5 kDa class I heat shock protein-like. The record is from RefSeq and is a predicted model, not a curated record. The coding region runs from base 93 to 569 and encodes 158 amino acids. Gene Ontology annotation, biological process: response to hydrogen peroxide; protein complex oligomerization; response to heat. The transcript has a single exon. Lineage: Eukaryota; Viridiplantae; Streptophyta; Magnoliopsida; Rosales; Rosaceae.
UCAACUAGUCAAGCAAAACAGAAAUUCUCUAACCGCUACAAAUCGACGCUCAAACUUUCUCAGCUUCCAAACAAAACCCAUCAAUUUUUCCAAUGUCAAUCAUCCCCAACUUCCGACGAGGCAGCAUUUUCGAUCCUUUCUCUCUCGAUCUCUGGGAACCCUUAAAGGAAUUCUCAUUCCCUUCCUCCUCAUCAAUCUCCACAUUCCCUGAAUUUUUCCGGGAAAAUUCAGCUAUCCUGAACACCAGAAUCGACUGGAAGGAGACCCCAGAAGCCCACGUGUUCAAGGCAGACCUCCCGGGACUGAAGAAAGAAGAGGUGAAGGUGGAGGUUGAAGACGACAGGGUGCUUCAGAUCAGCGGAGAGAGGAACGUAGAGAAGGAGGACAAGAGCGACAAGUGGCACAGAGUGGAGCGCAGCAGCGGCAAGUUCUUGAGGAGGUUUCAGCUUCCUGAGAAUGCAAAGGUGGACGAGAUUAAGGCUGCAAUGGAGAAUGGGGUUCUAAGUGUCACUGUUCCAAAGGCAGAGGUGAAGAAGCCUGAUGUCAAAGCCAUUGAAAUCUCUGGUUAAUAUCGUCUCUGCGGGCACCUUCACAUUAUGUAUUUCUAUGUUUGAUUUUGGAGUGUCAGUUGGCAUCAAUGUUGAUAUCAACGAAAUGAGCUUGAGUGUUUGUAACAUAAUGGCUUGUAACUUGUUCGUUUUUAAUAUAAAUGGAUCGUAAUUGAGGCUUUGCCUGGUUCCUAUUUUGAA